Molecule: messenger RNA, 405 nt
Organism: Suillus bovinus
Lineage: Eukaryota; Fungi; Basidiomycota; Agaricomycetes; Boletales; Suillaceae
Exons: 4
Coding region: 1-405 (134 amino acids)
Source: RefSeq, a predicted model, not a curated record
AUGAACCCAAUGGAUUUUUCCAACGGAAACCUUCAGCAAAGAAAGUUUCUUGACAGUCACUGGUCUCACUUGGCCCUCAUCAUCAAUGGAGCGGUGAUAGACACGAUAAGUUUAGUAAAAUUGGUUUUCCAAUAUGGUCAGUACAAGACCAGUGGUCAGGGAAGUGGCUUGGGAUGUGGGUGGUGCCUAACAAUUGGCUCAAAACAUCAAUUGCCUACUUGUACUUGUCUCUUCUACAAGAUUGGUGGGAUGCCAUUGCAAACCACAACAGAUUGCAGAAGCAAGACGACAGAGGUAUAUGGAUUUGCAUCUGCUUUAAGAUAUUCUGAGAAGCUGGUGAAGAAAUCUACAACGAUAUGGAUCCACACCAUCAUGAUCUCGUUCAAUGGCUAUGACCAACAUUGA